Molecule: messenger RNA, 1347 nt
Organism: Phytophthora infestans T30-4
Lineage: Eukaryota; Oomycota; Peronosporomycetes; Peronosporales; Peronosporaceae
Exons: 4
Coding region: 1-1347 (448 amino acids)
Biological process (GO): signal transduction
Molecular function (GO): 3',5'-cyclic-nucleotide phosphodiesterase activity
Source: RefSeq, a predicted model, not a curated record
AUGGCCGUCGUGGUACCUCUAACGCCGGUGCAGCCAAUCGUGCCGCCACUGCAGCCAAAUAUUUCCAAGCGUAGCAUGGCAGUUCCGAGACGAUCUGUACCACGCGCCGUCGUGUUGUUUACGUACUGCAUCUUUGUGGUCACGGAGCUCUCGAUAGCUGCGAUCGUAGCGACUGGUGUUCAUGAUACAGCGAGUGUGGUACUCAACAGAAGACUAGCAGUUCUGGCCGUUUUUCUAAUCUUGUUAGGCUUGCUGCUGCGUAUUGUUCGAGAACAGGAACGCAGUACACGACGAGACUUCCUCACGUCUUUCCAUCUGGUCACGGAAGCCCGUCGUCUUAGCAGUGCUAACCUCGAAAUGAAGGAAGAACUCUCUGGUAAACUCAACUACGAAUUGCACUACGAAAUGGGCGACAUCCUCCGCAUUCUGUGUCAAAUCAAGGUUAAGAUGAGUGCCGCUGAGAAGCUAGAUAUCGACAAGAUUAUCACGGCCCUUGUUCGAAAUCAUGACCUGUUUGAAGUCACGCUCAGCUCAACCAUGCCUGAAUUUGAAGAAGAGGUUCAAGGCUGGCUGCAUAUGAUGGACUUCAAGGAUCACCCUGCAUCAUCUGGGGACGAUCCUGGAUUCAUGACUAAGCCAGGCAGCGAUGGUCGUCGCUCUCGGCAUUAUUCCUUGUCGAACGACAUCCUCCGGGUGUCGACGUCUCGACGUUUAAGUACUCAAAAAGGCACAAGCGAACACUUUCAAGCUAGCGACGAUGGCCUCAACCACUUGCUACGUAGCUACAGUAACCGAGACGACGCGUUCGGCGCAGCGAUUCGACCACGCGAGGAAGAUCUGUCCAACUGGCUGAUGGAUAGGCUUCAGAAUCAUUUCUUCGUUGACAUCUUCUACCUCGAGCAACACUGUUUUGCACCUCUUCAGGCGGUCUUUAUAGCCUGUGUGAAGACUAAUGGCUUGAUCGAUCGACUCGAUCUGGACGAGAAGAAGCUUGUUUGUUUUGCUGCAGCUGUGGAGGAGCGAUACAUGAACCGAAAUCCGUACCACAAUCGAGUUGUUGAUGAUAGUACACUGCUUGUGGCGCUUGUGGCGGCAGCAGCGCAUGAUAUUUCGCAUCCGGGAGUCUCCAACGGAUUCCUCAUUGCCACGAAAUCCAAUUUGGCCAUCACGUACAGUGAUGACUCGGUUCUGGAGCGCAUGCAUGUUGCGGAACUGUAUCGCAUCUUGUCCCACGUUGCAUUCGAUGUCUUUAGUAAUAUGGAAGCAGCCGAGCGCGCUGAGUGUCGUAAGAUCAUUAUUGGGCGAAGCCGAGGAGCGCAAUCACUUGCCGAUAUCGCCGCUAUGUGA